Onychomys torridus (southern grasshopper mouse) is the source of this 1373-nucleotide messenger RNA. RefSeq names its product IQ calmodulin-binding motif-containing protein 1-like. Bases 185 to 904 code for a protein of 239 amino acids. Gene Ontology annotation, cellular component: cilium. The record is from RefSeq and is a predicted model, not a curated record. Gene Ontology annotation, biological process: cilium assembly. Lineage: Eukaryota; Metazoa; Chordata; Mammalia; Rodentia; Cricetidae. The transcript is spliced from 5 exons. Gene Ontology annotation, molecular function: calmodulin binding.
UACUUGAUUAUUCAUGAAAUCAAGAAUUCCAUAUAUUUACUGGACAUAGUUUAUAAAAUUGUAUGUAAGGAACUUACCCUUUUUCUUUCACAGAUCUAAACGAACAAAGACAUUGUUGGAGCUAAAUAGGCAAAAGGAAGAAGAAGACCUCAGAUUAAGAUUGCAGCUUCAAAGACAGAGAGCCAUGAGGCUUUCCCGAGAGUCACGCUUGAGUAUGCUUGAAAUAGUUCAUCCAGGUCAAGUGGAGAAGUACAAUAGGGAAAUGGAAGAGAAAUCAGCAUUGACUAUCCAGAAACAUUGGAGAGGGUACAGGGAAAGGAAGAAUUUCUGCCAACAGAGGCCUUCUCUCACAGAGUAUAAAGCAGCUGUUCCACUUCAAAGAGCAGUCCUUAAAUUCCUAGCAAAGUGCCGUAAGAAAAAGAAACUAUUUGCCUCUUGGCACGGACUCCAAGAACUCACUGAUGCAAGCAGAGUUGAACUGAAGCAACAAGUGGAUGACUAUGUCAGAAGACAUCCGGGCUCUGAGAUGUCAGAUGUGGCCAGCAGAGAGCUCCAUGCACAAGCACAAGAACAACUUCAACGCUACUUUAUGGGAAGGGCCGUAGAAGAAAGAACCCAGCAGCACAGAGAAGCUUUGAUGGCUCAGAUCAGCACCAACAUUGAACAGUUGAUGAAAGCACCAAGUCUGAAGGAGGCAGAAGGAAAGGAACCUGAGCACUUCCUAAGUAGAUCUAGGCCUGUGGCAGCCAAGGCCAAACAAGCCCAUCUCACCACCCUGAAGCACAUACAAGCCCCUUGGUGGAAAAAGCUUGGUGAAGAAGCAGGCGAUGAGAUGGAUGUUCCAAAGGAUGAGCUUAAUAUAGAAUUAGGAACUCUAUUUAUUGGUGGAACCAAACCCCCCUAGAGGAUAACUGAAAGCCAGCCAUCUUAGGAGAUUGUUAGUUUUGCCUCUGUUGCAACACUUGGAAGCAACAAGCAGAGCAUUGCCUACCUCGCUGCCAACUCUUUCCCCUUUCUACCCAGUCUCCAUUCACAAACAGAUCUGUCAGCUUUUAUUGUGGGACAGAAGUCAAUGUGAAAUUCUAUUGUUGACAUGUAAUAUGAAAUUUCAUUUCUGUUUUCUAACGAAAGCGUUUUUUUUUAAAUAAGUAUUGUGUUCUUGAAAAACUUGUCAGGAUUAUUUUAAUUUUUCACAUUUGUUAUUCAGAAUUUCCAUUAUUAUUACUACCAUUAUAUUUUUCACCUUGACAAAGUUUAGAAAAAGAAGUGGUCAAUUAAAGGACAUUUAAUUAUCUGAAAAACUGGAGAAAAGAUAUAAGGGAAACAGUUGGUUAUAGUUCUUAUAUUGUAUUAAACAUACAUUUUAAAAAUUA